This is a messenger RNA of Microtus ochrogaster (prairie vole), 4983 nucleotides long. It is a transcript of the gene Cntln, whose product is annotated as centlein. Gene Ontology annotation, biological process: protein localization to organelle; centriole-centriole cohesion. Lineage: Eukaryota; Metazoa; Chordata; Mammalia; Rodentia; Cricetidae. The transcript has 27 exons. The coding region runs from base 130 to 4371 and encodes 1413 amino acids. Gene Ontology annotation, cellular component: centriole; centrosome. The record is from RefSeq and is a predicted model, not a curated record.
CUGAGCCGCGAGCGCGGGACCAGGCGGGAAACGCUGGGCGCAUGCGCAGCGCGGCCGCCCGGGCUCCUCGGAUGGGGAAGGGAAGGUGGAGUUUUCAAGCGGGAACUUGACCCGUUAGGCGCCGCGGCCAUGGCGGCGCGCUCGCCGUCCUCCCCGCUGCCUCCGCCCCCGGGACGGCAGUCGGGCCGCCGGUCCCCGCGCCCGGUGCAUGACGUGCGUAGCGAGGCCUCGGGGCUGGCGGACGCCGCGAGGGAGGUCUUCGCGGCUAAAAGCGACCUAGUCUGGAGGGGCGAAGAAGGGACAGGGGGCCGGCGAGGGCCGGGCCUGGCCGGGGCCGCUGUCGCUCCAGUCGCCAGCGCGCCCCCGGGGUCCUGGCAGCCAGAGGGCCUCUCGGUAGUGGAGGCGAAGGCGACUCGGAUGCAGCUGCUGGAGGAAGAGCUGAGCAGCCUAAAGGAGGAGCUGGCCCUGUGUCAGGCUGACAAAGAAUUUGUAUGGUCUUUGUGGAAACGUCUCCAGGCAGCAAAUCCAGACCUCACUCAGACUGUCCGUAUGGUUGUGGAAAGAGAAAAACAGAAAUCUGAAGUCAAAGACCGAAAAGUUCUGGAAAUUUUACAAGUCAAGGAUGUUAAAAUACAAGAACUGGAACAGACUGAAUCAGAAUUAAGACAGGAAAUAAACGACCUUGUAAAAUGGAAGGCUAUGGUUGAUGAAGAAAAUGCCUUCUUGAGGAAAGAAUUCAGUGAUUUACAGAAGAAAUGUAAAGACAAAAGCCAAGAGCUUAAGGACACUAAGGAGUUUGUACAGAAUAAAGAAGAGCAAAGCAGGCUGUUUAUAAAAAACCUGGAGGAGGAAAAUGAGAAAUUACGUACACGCUGCACUGACCUGCUAAAUGACCUGGAGAAACUGAGGAACCAGGAAGCAUAUUGGAGAAAAGAAAAAGACAGUGCGGAUGCGAAAGCAAAGGCUUUUGAAGACAAUUUAAUUGAAGCAAAGAAAGAAAUUGAAUUAUCACAGAGUAAAUAUAAUGCUCUGUCACUACAGUUGAACAACAAGCAGACUGAACUUCUCCAAAAAGACAUGGAUAUUACACUGGUCAGGAAGGAGCUGCAGGAGCUGCAGAACCUGUACAAGCAGAACAGUGCACACACAGCCCAGCAAGCCGAGCUGAUCCAGCAGCUCCAGGUCCUCAAUAUGGAUACACAGAAGGUACUGAAGAACCAGGAGGAUGUUCACACGGCUGAAAGUGUAUCCUACCAAAAACUUUAUAAUGAAUUACAUAUAUGUUUUGAAACUACAAAAUCAAAUGAAGCCGUGCUGCGACAAAGUGUUGUUAAUCUUCAGGACCAACUGUUUCAAAAAGAACAAGAAAAUAUAAAAUUAAAAGAAAAACUUAAGGGAUCACAAGGAGAACCCUGUUCAUCAACUCCAGAAAGUGAGUCACAUCCCUCAGCAAAGCCAUCAUUAUCAAGCUUGGAAGCAUUAAUGGUCUCACAGAAGUCUGAAAUCGAGUAUUUACGGAAGAAACUGAAGGUGGCAAAUGAAAAGUUGUUGGAGUUUAGAUCCUCUAACCAGAGUUUCUCAGGGAAGAGCACUGAAGGAAAACACAAGGAACCACCUGUGAAACGCUCAAGGUCUUUGUCCCCAAAGAGCUCUUUCAUGGGCUCAGAGGAGCUAAGGAAGCUGAAAAGAGCGGAAAGAAAGAUUGAAAACUUAGAGAAGACAUUACAGCUAAAGAGCCAAGAAAACGAUGAGCUAAGAGAUGCCCAUGAAAAACGCAAGGAAAGGCUACAGAUGUUACAUACCAACUACAGAGCAGUAAAAGAGCAAUUAAAACAGUGGGAAGAAGACAGUAGCAUGAGUGAAACUAGAAAAAUGAAGCGAGCACAUCCUCAGCAACUUCGACAAGAAGAUUCUGAUGCUGUGUGGAACGAACUGGCAUAUUUCAAAAGAGAAAAUCGAGAGUUGAUGGUUCAAAAUUGGAUACUCCAGAGUUUGGUGCAUAUCUAUUGGUUAACUGAUGGUCUCCCUCCUUAUCACCUCUGGAUGAAUCUUCAAGAUGAAUUGGAUGAGCUUAAAGUACAUAUGUCUAUUGAUAAAACAACAAUACAAGAAUUAAGUAGGUGCAUGGCAGAGAAAAGAGAAGAACAACUCUUUAGACACCAUGAAGAUGCUGGGGUCAGGAAGAGUGCUCCAGAGAAGAAUGAGAAAGCAAUACCGGAGCAGACAUUACAGAAGGUCAUUGAGUUGGAAAAUCGGCUAAAAUCUUUUGAGCAAAAGUCAAGAAAAUUAAAAGAGGUGAAUAAAAAAUUAAAGAAAGAAAAUGAUUUCCUGAAAUCCCAUUUAAAACACUAUCAAGAAGAUUCUGAAGUGAGAGAAAAGGAGCUGGAGCACCUACUGAAGGUGAGUAAAGAUGUAGAAAAUGACAAAGGUGAACUUCAAGUCAAAAUCACUGAGCUGGAGAGAGAAGUCGCUACCCUGAGGAGACAAGUGGCAGAGGCCAAGGCUUUGAGAAACGACAGUGAAGAGGCAGUGAGUCCAGGCGAGAAGUGCCACCAUCCCACUGACAAAGCUAAAUCUGAGAUGGCCGCCAGAGAGGUGAGAGCCGGGCCGUGUGCCUGCAAGACAACCACUACCAAGGUGAAAUUUAAAGCUGCCAAGAAAAAGAUCUCUGUGGGUCGCCACCACACGCUUCUCAAUCACUCCAUCAAGGUUAUGAGCCACGUUGAGAACCUCAGCAAGGAUGGCUGGGAGGAUGUGAGUGAAGGCAGCAGUGAUUCUGAAACACAAAUGUCUCAAAAUUUGGGAACAAUUAUUGUGGAAACAUCCCAGAAAAUAAGCCCUAUAGAAGACGGUGGAGACCAGAAAGAAAUUGAUCAAACAGAAGAUAGCUAUGCUCAACAAAGGGAAAUGCAGACAUGCUCCCACGAGGAUGGCAGAGCCCUGAAGGAUAUUUCUCAUUAUAAGAAUACCAAGAAAAUGGCUUUUCAAAAGAAGAGUGGAAGCACACAGAAGAGUUUGCGUGCAGUGGUCCCUGCCAGAGUUAACAGAGAAAAGUGCAAAAAUAUCCCUGCCCAAAAAUCCAGUAGCAACACUAUUUUAUUACGAGAACGGAUUAUCUCCUUGCAGCAACAGAACAGUUUGCUUCAUAAUGCCAGGAAAGCAGCAGAGUCAUCUGCUAAGGAAUAUAAAGAAGCCAACGAGAAACUCCUCCACCAACAGCAGGUAUCUGAGCAGCGAUUUCAGACCAGCAGACAGACAAUAAAGAAGCUUACUCUUGAUUUGGCUGGACUUCAAAAAGAAAAAGAAGAUUUGCUAAAGAAAUUGGAGUCUUCAUCUGACAUCACAAGCUUGGCUGAAGAAGUUUCUAGAGCAAUAGCCCCACAGAUACGUGUUACCACACUGGGCCCUUCACGGAGCAUGGAUUUGGAAAUGAAGCAAUUACAGUGUAAACUAAAGAAUGCAACUAAUGAGCUCACUAAACAGUCAUCCAAUGUGAAGUCUCUGAAACUGGAGCUCCUAGCGAAAGAAGAUCACAUAAAGGAGAUGCAUGAAAAGACAUCUCGAAUGGAGAGAGAUAUAACCAUGAAAAGACACCUGAUCGAGGACUUGAAAUUUCGACAGAAAGUAAAUUCCGAAAACAAUGAGAGUUUUAACGAAAUGUUAGAAAGUCUUGAAAAAAAGGUGAAGACAUUAACUGAAGAAUGUUCCAACAAGAAAAUAUCAGUUGAUUCCCUAAAACAAAGACUUAAUGUUGCUAUGAAGGAGAAGUCACAAUAUGAACAGAUGUAUCAGAAAACUAAAGAGGAGUUAGAUAAAAAGGAACUUAAGCUGAGUCUCCUCAUCUCAAAAAUAAAUGAAACAGAAACAGCAAUGGCACAGAUUGAGACAGCAGCAUCGGAACAGCUCCAAAGCUUAGCCCUGCAGAGCGAACAGGUCCUGGAAGGUGCGCAGAAGAAACUGCUGGCAGCCAAUGAAAAACUAGAAGAGUUCACCACCUUUGUGAAGGCUUUGGUCAAAGAGUUACAAAGUGAUGUCCAUAGGACCAGACAUCAAAUCAGAGAGCUUAAGAAGAUGCAGAGAAACAGACAUGCUUGUAAAACCUCAACCCAUAAAGCACAGACCUUGGCAGCAUCCAUCCUGAACAUUUCACGAUCAGACCUCGAGGAAAUACUGGACACAGAAGAUGAAGUGGAAAUUGAAAAGACCAAGAUAGAUGCUGAAAAUGACAAGGAAUGGCUGUUGUACAUUCAGAAACUUCUGGAAGGACAGCUUCCUUUUGCCUCAUAUUUACUAGAAGCAAUACUGGAGAAAAUAAAUGAAAACAAGAAACUAACUGAAGGAUAUCUCACAGUUAUGAAGGACUUUAGAUAAUGCUAUAGAUGCAGUAUAUAUUUAUAUAUGUAUGCAUCUGUGUUCAAAUAUGAGCAUUUCUUGUGCUAUGCUUGUGAACAGUCCAGAACAGUGUCUGCUACAGCUAUCAAUGAGUGGCUUCAAUACCAAAAGAAGAAAUCUCUGAAAUUAACCGAUUGCUGAACAAGGGUAACUAGUUUAACUAGUUUAGUCUGAGUGCAUAGCCACUUAAAAGGAAAGUCUAGCAUUUGAUUGCUGGAUAAAAAUGUUUUCACAAAUACAAACUUAAAAUAAUUUUCUUCCAGUACAAAAUAAAAAGCAAAGACAAGCUUGUCACAUACAUAUUAGUCUGGGUAUAAAAAGAAAAUGGUGGAAAUAGAUUGCUUAAUAUUGUAAAUUUUAUAUGAAAACUAGACUUUUGCAUAAAAUUGUUAUAAAUGUCCUUUUGUUAUCCAGUGAAUGAUAUAUUUGUGUGAUGAGAAAAUAUAAGUAAAUUAUCUUAACAUGAAGGAGGAUAAUUGAAUGAAGCUAUUGUGUGGUUGAUUGUAUCUGUUCUUAUUUACAUACUGAAUUAUACAGAAGAUACUGUGUUUUUCUAGAACUAUCUGGCAAAAUAAAAACCAUUUCCUCCUC